UAAUGAUAGGUAUGUCGCUUGACGACGCUUGAAAAAUUUGAGAAAAGUUGCCCGAAACUUUUUCAACUCCUCAACAACAGCAUUAGCUGACUCAAGCUCACAAGAGUAUCAUUUACUCUCAUUAGAGAUUGAUUGACAAAAAUUUCAGUUUAAGGAAACAAAUACAAAAAGACUGUUUGCUUUGAACGCCGUCAAUAAUCUGAAUUACACAAAAAAGCCGGCCAAAACGUCAAAAUGUUUAAACAAGUUCGCUCGCGUUUGAGUCUUUCGCACAAGGAGCCGUUGGAAAUCGUGUUCGACCCUCCCAGCCAAUUCACGGAUUUGAAUGGGGCAGCCAUGGACUUCCAGCACAAUCUUCCAAGACCAGAGGAGCAACCGGUAUUUUCGACACGGGCCCAUGUAUUCCAGAUUGAUCCUGCAACGAAAAAGAGCUGGCUACCGUGUUCCAAGCAGGCGGUAACUGUAUCAUUUUACUAUGAUCCUAACCAAGGAACACACCGAAUCAUAUCUGUUGAUGGCACGAAGGCAAUUAUCAACAGUACUGUAUUAGCAAACAUGACAUUUACUAAGACAUCACAGAAGUUUGGUCAGUGGUCAGAUCCCAGGGCAAACACUGUGUUUGGAUUAGGAUUUCCAUCAGAAGCUGAACUCAACAAGUUUGCAGAGAAGUUUAAAGAAGCUAAGGGUGGCACAAAAACAGUUGUGAGCAACAACAGUGGAAACUCCAAUUCUCCUGCAGCACCUGUUAAUGCCAUUACUACUAAUGGCACUUCAAGUGGAUCAGUAAAUGGAACAACUGAGUCCCCUCACAGUACACCUGGUGCUGGUCACAAAUCUCCAUCACUAAAAAGUAACUCAUCUGCGAGCAGUGGUGAGGAUGAAUCAAAAGAAUCAUCUGGGAUCAGUCAUAAACUGAUUGGAAAUACCGAAUCUCAAUUGAAAUAUGAAAAUGAUAGAUUGAAGAUGGCCCUUGCUCAGAGUUCAACCAAUGCUAAAAAAUGGGAGACAGAGCUGACAACAUUGAAGAAUAACAAUGCAAGGUUAACAGCAGCACUUCAGGAAAGCACAACUAAUGUUGAAGAGUGGAAAAAGCAGCUGAAUGCCUACAAGGAAGAAAAUGGUAAACUCAGGAAAAAGGUCCAUGAAUUAGAAUCUUCUGACCAAGUAAGUGAGAAAUAUAAUUCCCUGACACAAGAGAAACUCACCCUGGAUGGCCGUGUGAUUCAACUUGAGAGCAUGGUCAGACAGAAGGACGAGGAAAUCACCUCUCUGAGACAAGCAAAUGCAGAACUCACAAACCAGAACCAGACAUUGCAGCUUGAUAUUGAAAGACUGCAGUUAAAAACAGCAGAGAUGAGCUCGCGCUUGAAUGAGACAGCUUUGAAUGAAACACGUGUAAAAGAGCUAACUGAAUUGCAGCAAGAGCUUGCUUACAAAGCUGAGGAGAUUAAUGCUCUCAGCACACGACUUGCAGCAAGCCUGGAGAUGACACCUCCUUUAGCAGAAAGUUGAAUUGUAAUUGAGUGAAUUUCUAGCUUUUUACAGCUUUAGCUUUCAGCUGCUAAACAGCAAAAUAAUUUAUUUAUAGAAUAAUAAUAAUCAAAUGAUUAGUAGGUGAUCAGCUCUUUAAAUUGCUGGAGUGUGGCAUAUAACUUUAGUUAACCUGGAAUUCUCAUUUAACAGCUGUACCACACAGUAGUGGUUGAUUCCUGUUAUACAAGGUUUCAUUAUGAAGUAAAAUGUUCACUAUUGUGUGAGGUUUCAGUAGUUAAGUAAUUUCGAAGCUGUUAUCUGGAGUAUUUAGAUGUUAUAUUCAACACAAAGAUUUAAAAGAUGCUUCAAAAUAGCAGUAGAACCUUUUCUUUUUUGUAAUCAAUUUUUUCUUUUUAGGCUAGAGGUAAAAGUUUUUUUUGAAUUGAAUUGUAUUAAUGUACAAAUCUGUGUAUAUUGAUACUGUAAGUAACAAUAGUACAUCGCCUAAUGGUGACAUUUAAACCAGUGUGUGAUUUCAUUAGGGUCAAAUUUUUUACUAAAAUGAUGACAAGAGAGAACUUGUAAAAAAAAAGUCAUCUGAGUACUUCAAAUAAAAUUCAGUAGUGGGUAACUGAUGGAGAUACUUAGCUUUACACCAUUACCUAAAGUAAACAGUAUCAAUGAAAAUUGCACUGCUCCUUGCCUUUACAUGGGUUAUUAUUACUUAGAAUUACAGGGCUAGGGUCCUAGGGGCCAAUGGAAAGAAAAACAAAAAGGGUGGAUGAGAGAGCCCCCAAAAAACAACUGCUGCAAACUGCAGCAAAUGCAGAGUAGUAGAAUAAAUCUGAAGCUGAGCCUGUUGCCAUGAACCUGGCUAACUUGUCAUUGAACUAAAUCUACUGCUGAUAGUAAGGGGGAGGGAUCAUCAUGUUGUCUCUUCCACCUCUGUGGCCAUUCAUAGUUUUGGAAAGGGAAUAGAGGAGGUGAUAUCAGGAGAAAUUGGUUGCAAAAUACAAAUUUAAAACUAAUCAGCCCUCGAAUCAAAGCUGUCCAUAAGUACAGCAGAAUUUUGUGCUUUCAAUGACCCAAAGUAACAAAGAGUAUUUCUUCUCCCCCAUGGAUGGGAGGGUAGUCCAUCUCAAAAUACCCCCCCCCCCUCCCUAUUUUCUCAGUAUUUGCUUACACUUUGGCAGUAACCAUUAAUACUCCUGGGUGUAGAGAGAGGCACUGUGAGAAUAAAGUAUCUUGCUCAAGAAAAGAACACAAUGACCCUUCCAAUUAGAGUUUCGAACCUGCAUUUCUUGAUAUGAAGUCCUGUGCAAAAGCAUUUAGGUGUCUUGGGUCUUCCACAAAAUAAAAAUUUAAGGGAAGUUUUAUUAUGUUGCAAGUGGAUUGUUUAUUUCUGAAUCAAUAAAUUCUAAGUCAAUUAAUCUUCCAUCAAUUCAAGUCUUAAAUAAGGUUUGCAGUCAACAUCCAAUUACUUUAUAUUCUUGACUGAUGAAGUUCUUCUGUAAUCAACUAACUAUUAACAACACUAGUGAU
Messenger RNA from Pocillopora verrucosa, 3015 nucleotides. Its product is annotated as homer protein homolog 2-like. Gene Ontology annotation, cellular component: plasma membrane; cytoplasm. NCBI's taxonomy places the organism in Eukaryota, Metazoa, Cnidaria, Anthozoa, Scleractinia, Pocilloporidae. The record is from RefSeq and is a predicted model, not a curated record. Gene Ontology annotation, biological process: regulation of store-operated calcium entry; G protein-coupled glutamate receptor signaling pathway. Gene Ontology annotation, molecular function: G protein-coupled glutamate receptor binding.